Messenger RNA from Adelges cooleyi (spruce gall adelgid), 6205 nucleotides. RefSeq names its product anaphase-promoting complex subunit 1 (gene shtd). Gene Ontology annotation, cellular component: anaphase-promoting complex. Gene Ontology annotation, biological process: anaphase-promoting complex-dependent catabolic process; protein K11-linked ubiquitination; metaphase/anaphase transition of mitotic cell cycle. Bases 153 to 6017 code for a protein of 1954 amino acids. NCBI's taxonomy places the organism in Eukaryota, Metazoa, Arthropoda, Insecta, Hemiptera, Adelgidae. The transcript is spliced from 33 exons. The record is from RefSeq and is a predicted model, not a curated record. Gene Ontology annotation, molecular function: molecular adaptor activity.
UGGUUAUUCGGUAUUUCAUCAUUUUUAAAUUUUAAACACACGAAAAAUGAAAAUGUGAUAGCGGUUUAUAACUAUCAUAAUAUGUUUUGUCACUGCUGAAAUCAAAUAGCGAGAUAUAAUCAAAUGCUUUAAAUCUGGAUGAAUAUAACGCUAUGUUGGCCGCCACCAACCCACAAGUGUUCAUACCAUUUGGGCGGCAACAUGUGAAAAACCGAUUCAUUGGCGAGGUAACUACUCCAUCAGUUGGUUACUAUGAUCGGCCAGAACUUCAUUCCGAUGACUUUUUAUUAAAGAAAAAAAAAUCCAAAUCUUUGAAAUUGGAAGAAUUGGACAAUCAAAGAAAAGAAAAUUUUGUUCUAAGAGAAAAAGAUGGCGCUGAAGAAGAAUUAUACGUGAAUGGUAAAAUAGUGGUACAUAGUAGAGGAAAUGCUAUUAAAUCUAUUGCAGAUAAAGAUGAUUAUGCAACAAGUAGCAGAUCACUUAUUAGUACCUAUACAUUGGAGACUAAUAUUAGUCAUGCAUUAUGGAGUAAAUUUAAUAUAUCUCCAGAAGAUAAAUUGAAUGAAAAAGAAUCCAGAGAAAAACUUGUGCCAUGUAUAUGUGUAAUUGAUGCAAAAAAAAUUAGUUUAUUUUCUGAAGAAGGAGAUGUUUGGCAUACGCCACUCUAUUUUAAAGUGACGUCAGUUUGGAAUACAAGUUUUGGUAUAUUAAUAGAAAGAGAUUCAGGAAAUGUAUCUAUUGAUAUGACUGGAAAAUCAUUACCAUUGCCUACAAUAUAUUCUUUGAGCAAACCUUUAAAAGAAGUUUUACCUUUGUUUUUAUUAAAACAAGGAAGUGUAUUGCAAUAUGCUAGAGAUUGUUUAACAACUAUUGUCUUUACUAGUUCUGAACUGAAUAUCUGUAUGAUGUAUGACAUUAUAAGUGGUUUACACAGUGUAUGGAAAAUUAGAAAACCAACAAAUGAAGAAUUUAAUAUUAUGUGUGGUCAAGAUUCAAUAUGUUCUACUGCAACAAACCCAUCAUACAUUCCUAGCAACAGUAAUCAAGUUCAUGUUUUAUCAAAUUCAUUAGUUGCUGGGUCUGGAUUUCUAGCAGAUAGGGUAUCUCAUGGUCAUCCUGUAAAUUCAAGUCCGUUCACUUUUAACAGUAGACGUAGUACACCUAACAUAAUGUCACCAUUUAAUACGUUAAGUCCUAUGACUGGAGUCAGCCAUUAUAACUCACUAAUUUGGAAUAGUCCUUCAAAUACAUCCAGAAGGAGCUGGCGCCCAAAUGCUACAAUAACAGCUAAUAGCCAAACAUACAACACUCCAUCAUCUAUGUCUCGCAUAGUAAAUGCUAGACUUGGCCAUGGUAGUAUGUAUAUUGCAGACAAUAACUCAAAGCCUGUUAGUCCCGAUAUUUGUUUAGAAUACAUGUGGACCGAAAACCAGGGCACAAAUGGAAAUCAAGAAAUGAGUGCUGCUACAAAAGUAUUUGUUGCCUCUAAUUUUGUUAAACAACAUUUUCUGUGUUAUCUUAUAACUUCUAAAAACCAGUUGAUGUUAGUUGAAUUGAAUGGUCUUGAAAAUAAUGAUAUUAUAUUAGGAAAUUCAACAGCUAUAUCUGCUAAAGAUGCUGAAUACCUUCCAUUAUUAAAUUUAACUGUGAUAAUGGAUUGUCAAAAUAGUGUAACAUUGUAUUCUGGUAUAUCAAUUAUUGGAUCUGUUCAGUUGGGAAGUAUGGCUUCAGUAUUUGAUGAGAAUACUUCAUAUUUUACAGCAACCAAUCGAUCGGCAGCUGAAACCCCUCUUGUAAGUCGGAAAAGUUUACUGUCAUCAACAAGAAAUGAAGAUAUGCAAACUAACCUAAAUAUGAAUCAUUUCAUUUCAUAUUGUGAAAAUGAAACACAAUUCAUGAUACCUAGUGAAACACCUUAUUCAGAAUCGGCUAUUAAUUCAUUCAAAUCAAAAGUAGAUAUUAAAGGUUUAAGAGAUCCAAUAGGAUCACGUAUUACAUUGAUACAUCUUGAUGGAAGUAUGAUUCGAGUUGAAUUUCCAAUCAUAAGUUCUUCUCCAUUAGUUACCAAAUGUUUAAACGCUUUGAAAACUAUUCUUAAAAAAUCUGUUGUUAUGGAUUUAAUGACAAAAUGGUACACAGUAAGAAAUGCUCCAGGAACACAAAAAAUAUCAAGUAGAGAGGAAUGGAACCUGUUUCUCCAGAUGAUGCUUAGAUUACUAGGGUAUAAUUUGGAAGCAUUAUCAUUAACUCAAGAAUCAUUAAACACAAAUAAUGAUACUCCAGCUAAAUCAAAAAAACAGAGAAUCUUGGAUGUUGGCAGUGAUGAAGAUUGGACUUAUAUGCUUAAAUCACCAUUUAGUCUCACUCAGGGAAACAAAAUAGCAGUUACAUUGGGAUUAAAAAAUACGUUUAAGAAUUUUCAAUUGAAUGAGAAUUCCUUCGCCAAUAUUAAUAUUGAUACUAAUGCUCUACUUUUUCCAUACAUCUAUGACAUCAUAUUUUCACUACAUUUAGUAUAUGAAGAUCUUAAACUUAACACAAUGAAAGCUGACUCAUUGCCAAUGAUUGUAAAAUUUUUACAUCAAUUGGCCACUGACUUAAAAUUAGAGGAAUAUGUAUAUCAUUAUUGGAAGGAUUUUCCCCUACUUUGUUACAGAAACAAAUUAUUUAAUGGAUUCAGUCAGAUAAGUGAUAUGGACCUUAAAAUACUUAACCUGCCAACAUACUUUAAAAAAAAGCCCCCUAAUAUUUUUAGACUGUGUUACUUGUUGAUGAAAUAUUACAAAGCUGACCCAUAUCCUUGUAUUCACAAUAUAAAUAAAAGAUCAAUGAAUAUAAUUCAGAUAUAUGGUUUAUUAUGUUUAAAGAAAAAAUCUCAUUUAGAGGCUCUGAUUAACUUUAUAAAUCCUAUAGGCCUAACUUUAUACAAUCAAAACACAGUUACAUUAGACAAAAUGAAUAUGAAAUGUACAGUAUCGAAGUGUUACCAAGCUACUUUAUUUAUGUCUAAAAUUGGAAUCAAUCAACAAACUUUAUUAACUUUUCCAACUGGCAUUGCAAUAUUAUUAUAUGAAAUUAUCGAUAAAUGUAGAGAAAAUCCACCAACAAAUUGGCCAAAACCUGCUUACGACCUAAUUAUGCGUGAAGAUUUGGCAUCUCAAACAUCAAACCAGUUGACUAAUAACGAUAAGAAAAAACACAUUAACAUUGAAAAAUUAAUAGAUUUCAGUGAUAUUAAUGAAGGUGAAAGUGGUGAUAUUAAAGAUGGCAUGGAAAACCUCGAUGACGAAGUUAUGAAACUUUUGUGGAACAAAGAUCAUCGUUUAACUGAUGUGAGAAAUUUUCUGCAGUCCUGUCAUCCUGUGACUAUUGGUAUCAAACAACCUCCAGAAGCUAGUGAUCAUGAUUUCAUUGAAGAGCAAGAAAAAUAUUUAUAUUCAAUAUGCUCAAGAACAAUGGCUUUACCUAUUGGGCGAGGUAUGUUUACUAUGAGAUCUAUUCAACCCGUUGUUACUGAACCUCUUCCGUUGCCAAAACUUUGCUUGUCUGGAAGAACUCCCCGCGGAGCCGCUGUUGAACUCAGUCAUAUUGAUGUUGUUCCCAAUAUGAACCUUUGGCCAUUAUUUCACAAUGGUGUAGCUGCAGGUCUACGUAUUAUGCCCUCAGCUGAUAAUAUUGAUUCUACUUGGAUUCUAUAUAACAAACCAAGAAGUGGAGCUGAUGCAUUACCAGAACAUGCUGGAUUUCUUAUGGCACUUGGUUUAAAUGGCCAUAUUACCAACUUAGCUACGAUGAAUACUUAUGAUUACUUAAGCAGGCCACAUGAAAUGAUAAGUAUAGCUCUACUCAUCGGAUUAGCAGCAGCCAAAAGAGGAACUAUGGACACAGAAUUAACGCGUAUGCUGUGUAUUUUCAUUGAAUCGUUGCUGCCUCCUACCACUAUUGAGUUGGAUACAAGUCAAAAUCUUCAAAUAGCAGCGUUAUUGAGUAUUGGUCUCUUAUACCAAAAGACUGCCCAUCGACACAUAGCAGAGGCUCUUUUGUCUGAAAUUGGCCGCCCACCUGGACCAGAAAUGGAUAAUAGUAUUGAUAGAGAAUCAUACUCCUUAGCUGCUUCACUUGGUCUUGGUUUAGUUGUUUUAGGAAAAGGAUCCGAUGUAGUUGGUCUUAGUGAUUUAUCUAUUGCCGAUAUGUUACAUUAUUAUAUGGUAGGAGGACAUAAGAAACCUUUAACUGGAGCACAAAAAGAUAAGUAUAUUAACCCAAGCUAUCAAAUCAAAGAAGGUGAGAUGGUAAAUGUUGAUGUUACUUCAAGAGGAGCUACAUUAGCAUUAGGAAUGAUGUACUUUAAAACAGGCAAUUUAGCCAUAGCAAAUUGGAUGAGUAUACCUGAUUCACCAUACUUAUUAGAUUUCAUUAAUCCUGAAUUUAUAUUGCUAAAAAUGUUAGCUAGAGGCUUAAUCAUGUGGGAUAGUAUUAUGCCAACCAAAAAGUGGAUUGAACAAUUUGUACCUCAAUCUAUUCAACAAUAUUGUUUGGUGAAACCAAAGCCAGGGAUGGCCAAUCCUGAUUUAGAAACUAUUAAUCAAACCUAUUGCAACAUUGUAGCUGGUUGUAGUAUGGCAAUGGGCUUACGUUUUGCAGGAACUGCUAAUGAAGAAGCUUUUAAGACACUUUUAUCAUACUGUCAGAUGUUCAUAUCAUUAUGUAGCAAAUCAGUUGCCGAACUUUGUGGUAAAUCAACCAUCGAAACAUGCAUCAAUGUUACUCUCUUAUCGUUAUCCAUGGUGAUGGCUGGUACAGGAGAUUUAGAAGUAUUGCGGAUAUGUAGAUACUUAAGAUCAAGAGUAAGUGCUUCACCGCUUAGUGUUAUUACUUAUGGAUCCCACCUAGCUACACACAUGGCAUUAGGAUUAUUGUUUUUGGGUGGGGGAAAGUUCACUCUGUCUACAUCCCCAGAAUCCAUAGCUGCACUCAUCAUAGCAUUUUAUCCGCAAUUUCCAACCCACAGUAAUGACAAUAGGUACCACUUACAGGCUUUUCGUCAUCUUUAUACACUAGCUGCUGAACCUAGAAUACUAAUACCUAGAGAUAUAGAUUCUGGUGAUUUAUGUUAUGUUCAUUUAAAAGUUGUUUUCCUUGAUACUAAAUAUUAUAAAAAUCAAUUUUAUACCAUCAAAGCUCCAUGUUUAUUACCUGAAUUAUCUUUAUUAAAAGAAGUGCGUGUUGAAGAUGAAAGAUAUUGGUCAAUAAUAUUUGAACGUGGACGUAACUGGGAUACACUUAAGAACAUGUUAAAUAAUGUAAAUAGUUUGAAAGUUAAACACAAAGCUGGUCAUUUAUCAUACACGGAAGACCCAAAUGGUUAUAAAUCAUUAAUGGCUCAAUCUCAUAGUUCAAAUAAUUUUACCUCUUGGUCAGUUUCUCCUGAAAUGAUUUUUGGAUUUUCAUCAGAUCCAAAAAUAAUUCAAAUGGUUCGUUACUUUUUGAAUUUGCCUAAGGAUGGGAAAAAUAAUUUACAAAACAAAUCAGUUAUACGACAGUAUGCUCAGAUAUUGUUUAAUUCUGUUAUUCAUGAUAAAGUUUUUUUAUUACCUCAAUGGAUGUCAAUAAUCAAAACCCUUAACACAUUUCCUAACCCGCCAACUAGUUACUGUUGUUGGCAAUUGAAAUUAUUUGUGGAGUCAUCAUUUACAACUGCAUGUCGUGAACACCGAUCAAAUAAUAGGCCAAAAUUAAUAUCUUCUCUAAUAGCCAUGUCAAUAGAAAAUACCUGUGAAUCUACUAUUGCAGAUUGGGAAACAGAUAAUGAAAAUAUACUAAAAGCCUGUUGGGACACAGAUAAAAUUAAUGAUUCAAAAUUAGAAUUAAUUAAAAGUGCUUAUUGUACAUUAUUGGAUAUUCCCCAUAAAUCACAAGUACCGGAUUUAAAGUGCUCAUCUCCUCUGGAAAUGUAUAUUACCGUAAAGAAUUUACCACUACCUGCAGAAACUAUUAGUAAAUUAUACUUUAAAUAAUUAUUAUUUGUGUAAAUAAUUAUAGUGUGUAUGUAUUUUAUUAUUAACUAAAUAAUAAUUUAUAAUUGCAUAGACCUUAGACUAUUUCUAGUAUAUAGUAAUCAAAUUAAGUGUUCCCAUCAAAUUAAUUUUUGAAUGUCGGCUCAAAGAAUUCACAACAAUUAAUGUAUUAAAUAAUAUAAAAAUUA